Messenger RNA from Myxozyma melibiosi, 2163 nucleotides. Its product is annotated as chaperonin Cpn60/TCP-1 family. The record is from RefSeq and is a predicted model, not a curated record. Gene Ontology annotation, biological process: apoptotic mitochondrial changes; protein refolding; mitochondrial unfolded protein response. The transcript is spliced from 2 exons. Gene Ontology annotation, cellular component: mitochondrial matrix; mitochondrial inner membrane. Gene Ontology annotation, molecular function: ATP-dependent protein folding chaperone; protein-folding chaperone binding; ATP binding. The coding region runs from base 305 to 2038 and encodes 577 amino acids. Lineage: Eukaryota; Fungi; Ascomycota; Lipomycetes; Lipomycetales; Lipomycetaceae.
GUCUUACAUAAUCGGAGUUAGUAUCUGUAGGGUUUCCGUGUCGGCUACCAGGAUGCCGAAGUGUAGCGAUCCGGGGAACGCUCGAAGUUUCUAGUUGCCGCAUAAACCACACGCAACAGCGAAGGAUAUGCAAAGUUGAUGAAGUUACCCGGACCCCAGAGCUCUGUCCGAGUUCUCCGGGCAAGAAUAUUUCUCUGGAAGACCACCCGCGAACUUUGACCUCUUUUUUCUUUGUUUCCAAUCGUCCUCUCGUCGAUUUUUAAUACAAGUUUUCUUGUUGAUAUUACAAUCAACUGAAGAAGUCAUGAACCGUUUCAUUGCCAGAUCAGCAACCGCUCGCCCUUCUCUCUCGCGCUCAGCGCAGCAGAUUCUGCAGUCGCGACAGUUCUCUCACAAGGAGCUCAAGUUCGGUGUCGAAGGCCGGGCUGCUCUUCUGAAGGGUGUCGAUAUUCUUGCUCGCGCUGUCGCUGUCACUCUUGGACCCAAGGGACGCAAUGUUUUGAUUGAGCAGAGCUUCGGUAGCCCAAAGAUCACCAAGGAUGGUGUUACUGUCGCCAAGAGCAUCGCGUUGAAAGACAAGUUUGAGAACCUCGGUGCCAAGUUGCUGCAGGAUGUUGCCUCGAAGACGAACGAGGUUGCUGGCGAUGGUACCACUACUGCCACUGUUCUCGCUCGCGCAAUCUUCACCGAGAGCGUGAAGAACGUUGCUGCGGGAUGCAACCCCAUGGAUCUCCGUCGUGGAACCCAGGCUGCUGUUGAGAAGGUUGUCGAGUUUCUGCAGAAGAACAAGAAGGAGAUCACAACGUCGGAGGAGAUCGCUCAGGUGGCUACCAUCUCUGCCAACGGCGACACUCACAUUGGAAAGCUGAUUGCCAAUGCGAUGGAGAAGGUCGGAAAGGAGGGUGUCAUCACUGUGAAGGAGGGAAAGACGAUUGAGGACGACCUCGAGAUCACUGAGGGCAUGCGCUUCGAUCGUGGAUUCAUCUCGCCUUACUUCAUCACCGACGUCAAGACCGGUAAGGUUGAGUUUGAGCGACCGCUUCUGCUGCUGUCGGAGAAGAAGAUCUCUCAGUUGCAGGAUGUCAUCCCCGCGCUGGAGAUCUCAAACAAGCUUCGCCGCCCUCUGCUGAUCAUUGCCGAGGACAUUGACGGUGAGGCCUUGGCUGCCUGCAUUUUGAACAAGCUUCGCGGCCAGGUUCAGGUUGCUGCUGUUAAGGCUCCUGGAUUUGGAGACAACAGAAAGAGCAUUCUUGGUGACAUUGGUAUUCUCAGCGGAGGUACUGUCUUCACUGAGGAGCUCGAUCUCAAGCUCGAGAACAUCUCGCCCGAACUUUUGGGAUCGUGCGGAUCGGUUACUGUCACGAAGGAGGACACCAUCAUUUUGAACGGCGAGGGUGACAAGGACAACAUUGUUCAGCGCUGCGAGCAGAUCCGUGCUACUUCUGCCGACCCUACCACUUCUGAAUACGAGAAGGAGAAGCUCCAGGAGCGUUUGGCCAAGCUCUCCGGAGGUGUUGCCGUGAUUCGUGUCGGUGGCUCGUCUGAGGUUGAGGUUGGUGAGAAGAAGGACCGAUUUGUCGACGCUCUGAAUGCCACCCGUGCGGCUGUUGAGGAGGGUAUCCUUCCCGGUGGAGGUACUGCCUUGUUGAAGGCCUCGAGAGUUCUGGACGAUGUUAAGACGAGCAACUUUGACCAGUCUCUUGGUGUUGCUAUCGUGAAGUCUGCGAUCACCAAGCCUGCGCGUACUAUUGUUGAGAACGCUGGAGGUGAGGGAUCGGUUGUUGUUGGCAAACUUAUUGAUGAGUACGGAAGCGAGUUUGUUAAGGGAUACGAUGCGUCGAAGGGCGAGUUCACCGACAUGGUUGCGUCUGGAAUCAUCGACCCUUUCAAGGUUGUGCGUACCGCGUUGAUUGAUGCUAGCGGAGUUGCAUCGCUUUUGGGUACUACUGAGUGCACCAUUGUCGAGGUUCCUGAGGAGAAGGGACCUGCUGCUCCUCCCGCCGGAGGAAUGGGCGGCAUGGGCGGCGGAAUGUUCUAAGUAGCCCCCAAGGAAAAAAAAAUGACAAAUAUCAAAAGAGGGAGAGGACACAGGAUUUUUGUAUAUAUGAUGAACGAACGAAAAGCAAAUGUACAAUCACAUCUCUAAUAGUAAUAUGACAAUAA